AUGGAUUCAACCAAGAGAAAGAAGGGCUAUACCAAGAUACUACAGAGCUGUGAACGCGCCAGCCAGGAUGGCUAUGACUGGAUCUGGAUCGACACUUGUUGCAUCGACAAGACCAGCUCGACAGAGCUGUCCGAGGCCAUCAACUCCAUGUUUCAAUGGUAUCGAGAACCGAAUGUCUGCUACGUCUAUCUAUCUGACGCCACCGGAACACAGCCAUUCUACAAAGCGACGAAGGGAAGCAUAGCUCAUGCGUUCCACGGUGGUACUCACGAGGCUGGACAUUACAGGAAAUUAUCGCGCCUGCACGAGCGGCUCAAGUGGCUAGCCAGAAGAGAAACAACCCGGAUCGAGGACAUGGCUUACUGCAUGCUCGGAAUAUUUGACAUCAACAUGCCGCUUCUUUACGGCGAAGGUAAAAAAGCUUUCAUCCGGCUUCAAGAAGAAAUCAUCAACGCAACCACGGACCAGUCCAUCUUUGCUUGGGCAGAACCCUACCCUUCAAAUGACUAUCCUUAUCUUGAUCACGAGGAAUACAAUCGCGUAUUUUCCAUCUCCGAAUAUGGCAUUAUCGCCGUGUCUCCGAGAAUGUUCGAGGGCUCUGCCUCAGUGGCCAUGUUUGCUCGGCCUCGACCAUCGCGCCCGCACGCUGUUGUCACCAGACAAGGUAUCAGAGUACACUUGCUAAUGUGCGAGAAUGAAGUACACUCGUCAAUGCGGGAUGCUGAUGAUUCGAAUAUUUUCAUGGCUGUGCUGGAUUGUCAAAAUGGUCAGCUCAUUGAACUCGAAUCUCCAGACAUCUCCUACCAAAGCUGGAAGUUGAAGGAGGUCUACAUCACCCAAUCCAACUUACAUCCACUUCCACCGGGCUUCUGGGUGCUACCUUUAGAAGACGAAAUGUCAAUCGAGAGUGUCUAUCCCCCCGAGAUCUGGGACAUAGCGACCAAUAUCCUGCAGCCACAAGUGUCGUGGGGCAAGAUCGGGGCCAUAGGCCUUCAAGUGAGAGAUGUGACGAUUGCGCUCAUUCUUGGGUUUAGCAACCAUUUACCUGGUGUUGUGCCAUGGUGCAAGCUGUGUAGUUACAGCGGUGAGGAUGAAUUGUCAGAUGUUUUCGCCGCAUAUGAAGAGGUUCCGUCACGAGAGGGCGCCGCUGUUGGAGUAGACUUUUCCGAACUGGCUGGGCUCUUGGUCUCGAUAAGGACCCCGUCUGUUUCUUCAGUUCCGAUGAACAUCGUUCAACUCGAACUUGUUGAAUUGUCCGGGCCGUCUUCGAUACUGGCCUGGACUAUCAUGAUCGCAUCGGCGAAUGAGGCGUCGACCAACGCGCUCAACGGGGCGGCCUCUGGCGUGUAG
This is a messenger RNA of Colletotrichum graminicola M1.001, 1350 nucleotides long. Its product is annotated as HET domain-containing protein. The record is from RefSeq and is a predicted model, not a curated record. The coding region runs from base 1 to 1350 and encodes 449 amino acids. The transcript is spliced from 5 exons. Lineage: Eukaryota; Fungi; Ascomycota; Sordariomycetes; Glomerellales; Glomerellaceae.